UAUAAUGAAGAAAUAAAGAUCAAAAAAGAGUUUUUCAUUAAAUGAUUCAAUAGAUGAGGAUCGAAGAAAAGAAGAUAUUAUUCAAAAGCUUCUUGAAAGUAGUACAAACCUAUAACCAAAAAAAUUACCAACCAUAAAAUUUGAUUUGGAGGAAAAUGAUAUUCCAGCAAUUGAACCAUAAAUAGAAAUUCCCUAAUAAAAGAAAUAAAUAUAUAUUGAAUAUUUGACUCCAUGUGUUGUAAAAAAUAAUUUAGAUAUGGUCAAAGAAAACCUUCACAUAGUUAUUGAAGAAAGAAUGGAAGAAUCAAAAUUGCUAAAUUGGGCUUUGUUAAUUAUAGAAUUAAUUAAAGUUAUAGCAUUUUUUAAUGUUAUUUUGCAAGAGACUUGUUCUGGCAAAUUUAUUAUUUGGUUUCUUUUGAUGUUUAUACAUGAUGUAUAUUAAAUUUCAUUUAUGAGAGCAUAGAAAUUGGAAUAACUUUUAAAAUUGUUAAUGUAGUUACAACUAAAUAUGAGAGUAAAUUAUCAAAGAAAAGACCUACUUUAAUUAAAAGAGAGUCAAAAUAUCCAAUGGCUGGAAGACAUUCUUACUAUGGAUAAUUGAUUAAAGAAAUUGAGAAAUGGGAAAAUUAAGUAGCUAUUUAAAAUGAUCCUUAACCUACAAGAGUUAUUUAAUAUGUUAAAUUACAUCAAUACAAUGAAUUGUAUAAAAUUUAUUUUAUUAUUUAGAUUCUAUCUAUUCUUGAUUUUUUGGGGACUUUUACUAUUAGGAAUCGAAUGUUAAUCUGAUAUUGUAUUAUCAACAUUUCAUGGAUUCAUUUUAUUAGGAAUAAUUACUUUUUCAUUCAAACUAAUAUAUUUUUUAUCUUUUAGAUUUUGUAUUAGUGCUGUUGUUAUGAAUUAUUUAUUAGUUUCAGAUAAAAAUUAGUCAAGUUAAGUAAUUUAUCUUUUUAAACUAAGGAAAUUAUAGCAAAUAUUCCUAAACAAAUGAAAAAGAAUUAUGAUUUUGAAAUUUGUUAUCUCUGUUCUUAAUAAAUCAAAUAAAUGACAACUUUUAUUGAUUUACCUUGUAAUAAAAUGUAAAUAUUCUUUAAUUAUCUAGGCAUCGUUUUCAUGAAAAGUGUAUUACAAAAUGGUUACAAACACAUCUUUUUUGCCCAGUUUGUGUUGAACCUAUAGAGUUGAUGAAUAUCUAAAUGAGAGUACUAUCUUGA
This is a messenger RNA of Paramecium sonneborni, 1211 nucleotides long. NCBI's taxonomy places the organism in Eukaryota, Ciliophora, Oligohymenophorea, Peniculida, Parameciidae. The record is from the annotation of a GenBank genome assembly.